Messenger RNA from Penicillium vulpinum, 459 nucleotides. RefSeq lists its product as uncharacterized. The transcript has 2 exons. The record is from RefSeq and is a predicted model, not a curated record. Lineage: Eukaryota; Fungi; Ascomycota; Eurotiomycetes; Eurotiales; Aspergillaceae. The coding region runs from base 1 to 459 and encodes 152 amino acids.
AUGUCUGAUACAGCCCAUAUUCAAGCGGUCACGCUAGACAAGUUCCUCACAGCAUGGAAAGACCAGGCUGUGGAAGAUACAAUAGCACUUUGGUCCGACGACUUUAAACAACAGUUGCUGCCUUCCUCACUAGGCGUGCCGAGUCAUUCGCGGGCUGAAAGCGAAAAGAUCUACCCGAAGCUGACGGGAAGUCUAAGAAACUGGAAGCUGGAUAUCAAGGAAGUUGUUCAUGAUGUAGGGAGGGGCACCGCAGCUGUAUAUGCAACUUCGCAGGCCGACACACCUUUGCCAAACGAGAAGUGGACAACCGACUUUUCCAUCUUUCUUUCUUUCACCGAGGAUGGGCUGAGAGUGAAUAGGCUAGAUGAGAUGGUGGAUUCGGGAUUCUAUGCCGAUUACUUCCCCAAGUUUCAGCAGUGGCUUAGAGAGAAUAUGUCGCCCAAAGAGGAGUCGCACUAG